Trichoderma gamsii is the source of this 711-nucleotide messenger RNA. RefSeq lists its product as hypothetical. The record is from RefSeq and is a predicted model, not a curated record. Lineage: Eukaryota; Fungi; Ascomycota; Sordariomycetes; Hypocreales; Hypocreaceae. The transcript is spliced from 2 exons. The coding region runs from base 1 to 711 and encodes 236 amino acids.
AUGGCCCAGUCGUCGCCAUUGUCUGGCGACAUCAUCGCACAGCUUGCACAGUAUUCGGCGUGUGACAUUUCAGAUGCGCUGCUGAAGCUCAACGUCCCCGGUGCCGGCUACAUUGCUGACCUCGUUGCAUACAGCCCGCAACAAGGGGGCCAAGCCACUGAAUCACAAGUUACCAUUGCCCCUGUGUUUACAAUCUUAUUUGCCCCAAAGGAACGGUCGUCCGACGAUGGCCUGCCCUUGAAAAACAUCCCCAAGGAUUCCCAUUGGGCUGAUAUCAUCCAGCCCGGGACUUUUGCCGUUUUAAAACAGCCCCCAGGUCAAACAAACGCCGUCUGCGGUGGCAUCAUGGCCCUGAGAAUGAAAGUACGCCAGGUCACAGGUAUCAUGGUUGCCGGAAGAGUGAGAGACUUGGACGAGUUGAGAAGCACCGCUUUGCCAAUUUGGGCCUACGGCACUUCUACCGUGGGGGCUGGUGGUGGUAGCGUGCCAUGGGCCGCCCAAGUUGCUGUCGAGGUCAAUGGAGUUCAAGUCACCCCAGGCGACGUUGCGUUUAGCGACCCGGGCAAUGGCGUUGUGAUUAUUCCACAAGAUAAAGUCGGUCAAGUCUUGGAACUAUUGCCUAGCCUUGUUGCAGCGGAUGCCAAAGUAAAGGAAGAUGUCCUCAAAGGCAUGUCUGUCUAUGAAGCUUUCAAACUACACCGGGGGGCAUGA